This is a messenger RNA of Acanthosepion pharaonis, 609 nucleotides long. The record is from the annotation of a GenBank genome assembly. NCBI's taxonomy places the organism in Eukaryota, Metazoa, Mollusca, Cephalopoda, Sepiida, Sepiidae.
AUGAAUUAUCAAGACCAUUGUGCAGAAGGGAAUGUCAAUGUUCCAGUUGAACCAGUUAUCUUCAGCAAGUUUUCAAGUUGUAUUAUUGGACCUCAUGAUGAUAUCCCUUACCCAGAAGAAACAGAGGAACUUGAUUGGGAAGUGGAACUGGCAUUUGUCAUUGGAAAAGAAGGGAAAAAAAUUGCUGCUAAAGAUGCUAUGUCUCAUGUAUUUGGUUAUACUGUGGCACAUGAUGUCAGUGCUAGGGACUGGCAGAUGAAAAAGAAUGGAAGACAAUGGCUUCUAGGUAAAUCUAUGGAUGGGUUCUGCCCCCUUGGACCCUGUAUAGUUAUGAAGGAAAAUAUUAUGAAUCCUGAAAAUCUUGGAAUAAGAUGUUCGGUAAAUGGAAUCAUUAAACAAGAAAGUAACACAUGUAAUCUUGUUCAUGGAAUUGAGAAAUUAGUUGUUUAUCUUUCAAGAUUCUUCACUUUGAAACCUGGAGAUGUGAUUAUCACUGGAACUCCUCCUGGGGUUGGUGUUUUUAGGAAACCACCAGAAUUUUUGAAGAAAGGUGAUGUUGUCACAUGUGAAAUUGAUGAGAUUGGAUCAAUCACCAACAAAAUAAUCUGA